Fulvia fulva is the source of this 2058-nucleotide messenger RNA. RefSeq names its product putative transketolase. Gene Ontology annotation, biological process: pentose-phosphate shunt. The coding region runs from base 1 to 2058 and encodes 685 amino acids. NCBI's taxonomy places the organism in Eukaryota, Fungi, Ascomycota, Dothideomycetes, Mycosphaerellales, Mycosphaerellaceae. Gene Ontology annotation, molecular function: transketolase activity. The record is from RefSeq and is a predicted model, not a curated record. The transcript is spliced from 3 exons. Gene Ontology annotation, cellular component: cytosol.
AUGGGUUACAGCAAGACUGACGAAUUGGCCAUCAACACCAUCCGGACGUUGGCCGUCGAUGCCACGUUCAAGGCCAACUCCGGCCACCCGGGCGCGCCUAUGGGCAUGGCCCCUGUGGCCCACGUCUUGUUCAAUAAGUUCAUGACCUUCAACCCCAAGAACCCCAAGUGGCUGAACCGCGACCGAUUCGUGCUCUCCAACGGUCACGGCUGCAUGCUGCAGUACGCCCUGCUGCACCUAUUCGGCUACGACGUCAGCAUUGAUGACCUGAAGAACUUCCGCCAGGUUGAUAGCAUCACGCCAGGUCACCCAGAGAGCCACGACACUCCAGGUAUCGAGGUCACAACUGGUCCUCUCGGUCAGGGUUUCACCAAUGCAGUCGGUCUGGCCAUUGCCCAGGCACACACUGCCGGUGUCUUCAACAAGCCAGGCUACGAGCUGGUGAACAACUACACAUACACAUUCUUCGGUGAUGGCUGCGCUAUGGAGGGCGUUGCCAGUGAGGCAGCUUCCACCGCCGGUCAUUUGCAGCUCGGUAACCUGAUCGCCAUCUACGACGACAACCACAUCUCCAUUGACGGUGACACCAAGUGCGCCUUCACCGAGGAUGUCACCAAGCGCUUCGAGGCGUAUGGCUGGCACGUCGAGUGGGUUAAGGACGGUGACAGCGAUCUCGAGGGCAUCGAGGCCGCCAUCAAGAAGGCCAAGGAGAUCAAGGACAAGCCAUCCAUGAUCAGACUGACGACCACUAUUGGUUUCGGCUCGAAGCUCCAGGGCACCGGCGGUGUCCACGGCAACCCACUGAAGGACGAUGACUGCAAGCAGGUCAAGGAGAAGUUCGGUUUCGACCCAGAGAAGAGCUUCGUUGUUCCACAAGAGGUCUACGACAUGUACCACAAGCACGCGUCUGAGGGUGCUGCGGCCGAGCAGGAGUGGAACAAGCUUCUCGAAAAAUACAGCGAGGAGCACAAGGAGCUCGGCGCUGAUCUCAAGCGUCGUCUGACUGGCAAGCUCCCAGAGGGCUGGCAGACAAAGCUCCCGGUCUACAAGCCAUCGGACAAGGCUAUUGCUUCCCGUAAGCUGUCCGAGUCCGUUCUUGAGGCCAUCUACGAGGCCGUUCCAGAGCUUGUGUCCGGAUCUGCUGAUUUGACUGGCUCCAACAACACCCGCUGGAAGGCCGCCGUCGACUUCCAGCCACCAAGUCUCGGCAUUGGUGAGUGGAGCGGUCGCUACAUGCGCUACGGUGUGCGUGAGCACGCCAUGGCUGGUAUCAUGAACGGUCUCUCCGCGUACGGUACCAUAAUCCCGGCCGGUGGCACUUUCUUGAACUUCGUCUCCUACGCUGCCGGUGCCGUCCGUCUCUCUUCGCUCUCCCACCAGCGAGUCAUCUACAUUGCUACCCACGACUCGAUUGGUCUUGGUGAGGACGGCCCAACACAUCAGCCUAUCGAGACUCUUGCACACUUCCGCGCCCUGCCAAACAUGAUGGUCUGGCGUCCAGCCGACGGUAACGAGACCUCCGCAGCUUACUACGUGGCUCUCACAUCGCAGAGCACACCUUCGAUCAUGGCUCUGACACGCCAGAACCUGCCACAGCUCGAGGGCUCCACCAUCGAGAAGGCCAUCAAGGGUGGCUACGUCGCACUCGAGGACUCGAACGCGCAGAUCACACUUGUCUCGACAGGCUCAGAGGUGUCGCUCUGCUUGGAAGCCGUCAAGUACCUCAAGGAUAACCACAACACUGCUGCCCGUGUCGUCUCGAUGCCUUGCGUUGAGGUGUUCGACGCACAAUCGAAGGACUACAAGCUUUCAGUGAUCCCAGAUGGCAUCCCAGCACUCAGUGUUGAGGUUAUGAGCACUCUCGGAUGGGAGAAGUACUCACACGAGCAGUUCGGUCUGAACCGAUUCGGUGCUUCCGGACCAUACACCAAGGUGUACGAGAAGUUUGAGUUUACUCCAGCUGGUGUGGCCAAGCGCGCAGUCGCAACAGUGGACUUCUACAAGGAGGUCAAGCCAUUGCGCUCGCCACUCAACCGUGCGUUCCAGCAGCUCAUCUAG